AUGUCGAACCCAGUUGAAUCUGCUAAAAUCGAUAGGGAAAAUCUUGGUGGCACGGAUGAUAAUGGUGGUGGGAACAAUCAGCAGACACUGGUGAAAAGAAAGAGAUUAACUCAAGCAUGCGACGCGUGCCGAAAGAAAAAAGUUAAAUGCAGCGGCGAAAAACCUUGCAAUAACUGUACGCGACUUGGCCUAAGUUGCACAUAUUUGCCGAGUACUAGAAAAAGGGGACCCCGAGUGGGUUUGGUGGAGAGUUUGGAAAAACGCCUUCUACAAAUGGAGAGGCUCUUGCAACCACUAAAAGAACAAGGAUUGGUUGAUGAAGAAUCUGAUAGUCAAACGCCUGGUCCUACAGCAAAGAAACCUCGAUUAAAUUCUACCGAAUUAUAUUCGGCAGAUAGUUUUGCCAAUGUCGCGGACAAUCGACUGUAUUCAAACCCGAAUUCAUCUAAGCAAGAUUCACAACCCGAAGAAUGCAUAGCUCAUUCAAAAGACACGAAGUCACACUCGGAUUUUCAAUCACCCGCGACUCGAUUCAAUAGUCACUCGGAGCAACUGCAUAGCUAUUACUCGCAAUCACCUCAAUCUUCAUCCUCAUCACCUCAAUUGUCCACACCUGCCGAACAUCAUUCUCCCGUAAUGGAACAAACCAAAACCUGCGAAGAACCUCAAGACGAAACAAUUCCUUUGAUAAAAGCAGAAAACGGUGACGAAAGGACUUUAAUAUUUUUUGGAAAUACUGCCGCUGUCCCAGGAUUUCGAGAUGUAAAAGACCUCGAGUCUUGCCAUAAGAAGGUAAAUGAUAUGGAGAAAACCCUUCGAAAACAAAUGUCCACCAGCACGACUUCCGAGAAAGCCACACCAAUAAUGACACCUCCACCGAUGCAUGUUUCUAUGUUGAACUGGCAAAAUGGGCACCCGACGCGUGACAUCGUGGAUAAUCUCGCUUCAUGCUUUUUUCGGCAUGUCGAUAACCAAUUUCCCAUGCUUCACGAGGCGACCUUUAAACGUCAACUGCGACAGGGAAAAGUUUCACCUUUCCUUGUCCUCUCUAUGUGCGCUGUGAGCGCGAGAUUUUCCGACCAUCCCCGAAUUAAGGUCGAUCCACCAUAUCUGUCGGGAGAAAGGUUCGCGACUCUUGCAACUCAGAUGAUAAUCCCAUCACUCGAUAAACCUUCUGUGGAGCACGUUCAAGAUGAUGCUCUUCAAUACUUUUUAAAAAGCAUUCAUUCUACUCACCGUGCAUACUUAUGGUUCAACAAAGGGGCCAAGAAAAUGGCUCAAGAAUUAGGGUUGCAUAAGGUUGACGAUCCAUUUUCCAAUGCAUCAAACAAAAAGGAUUCCGAGCAAGCAUUCAUCAGAAAAGAGACUCUAAGGCGUACUUUCUGGGCAUGCUUCAUGCUGGACAGGUUUUCCGCAUGCGCGCUGGGUAGGCCAACAUUGAUAGUAGAAGAUGACUGCGACGUUCGAUUCCCAUGUGUAGAGUCAAUUUGGAACAACGAUCAUCCGUUCGCAAGCCCAGCGUUUGGUGAAUAUUUCAAAGAAGAUUAUAUUAAACAUAGCACUCUCUUUAAUCUUUCCACAACAGGAAUUUUUGCGAACUUCUGUAGUAUCAUCACUUUGCUGGGCCGGGUUUCUCAACAUGUUAAUCGUUCCAAGCCAUCAUGUGCCCUUCCUUCAUGGGAUUCAAACUCGGAAUUCGCAAUUUUGGAAAGUGAGUUGGAAGAAUGGUAUCUGAAAAUAGCACCCGAGUACGAGUAUUCCAAAGAGAAGUUAAUUAUAUUUAAUUCUACCGGAUCCGGAGUUUUAUUUGCGUCCACUCAUUUGUUUUACUACGCGGUCGUGGUUGUCCUUAACCGACCAAACUUUAUAGCGCUACAGAACGACGAUAUUCCAAUGAUACAUAAAGAUUUCUUGUUGAGGUCAGCGGAAAGAUGUAGUACCGCUGCAAAACGUGUCACCUCUAUCGCCACAGACGCAAUUCAAUACGGAAUACAUUACAUGUGUCCAUUUACCCUAUAUCCGGUGUUUGCAACGGCAACCAUUCAUGUCAAUGAUUCAUUCAACGAAGACGAAAGUGUAGCCAAUAAGGCCAAGGAAAGACUGAAGAUACAUAAAAAAUACAUGUCCGAUUUGGGACCAAUUUGGGCGAUGGCUAACAAAUUGUGUUGGAUGAUAGAGGAGAUGUGUAACUUAAGAAAUGAACAGUCGGAUCCAAAAUGUAGUCACGACGCAUUCUUUUUUAAUAGUAAGAAACGCACCCAACCCAGAACUGAAUUGAUGUCAACGAGCACCGACGCAGGUUUCAUGACACUCUGGAAUCGUACAAACAAUAGCAUACUGGAAUCCAAUGUUAAUAACAACAGUACAUUUGAUGCGAGUUUCUCCGAUCAAUUGUCUCCACGGUGGUUCUUGAAUGGAUUUAACGAUAAUUCAAUAAUUGGUGAUUCGUUGACGAAUUUCCUUCGAUCGCAGUUACCAAUCUCUCCUGGAAGUUUGAUACGAUAUAAUAAAAAGGAUAAUGGUGAAAACGAAGAUGACUAUUUCUCACAAGACAUGACACUAUACGGCAAUAAUAAUCUAUCAUAUAUGUAUGAUCCUGCUAUUCUUGAUAUGCCCGUUGGUCAAGCCAUCCCCGAAUGGUUACCGGGAAGGUUCAUACAGUCAAAUCGUCAAACCAAUAAGCAAUGGAUCGACGUUGACCCGAUGAUUCAGAAUUCCGUGAAUCCAAUUCCUUUACCAUCGAAUGUUAUCGAACAUCUGGAUCGACAUAUAUAA
Molecule: messenger RNA, 2775 nt
Organism: Acaulospora colombiana
Lineage: Eukaryota; Fungi; Glomeromycota; Glomeromycetes; Diversisporales; Acaulosporaceae
Source: the annotation of a GenBank genome assembly